This is a messenger RNA of Scaptodrosophila lebanonensis, 3301 nucleotides long. It is a transcript of the gene Madm, whose product is annotated as nuclear receptor-binding protein homolog. Gene Ontology annotation, molecular function: protein kinase activity; ATP binding. NCBI's taxonomy places the organism in Eukaryota, Metazoa, Arthropoda, Insecta, Diptera, Drosophilidae. Gene Ontology annotation, cellular component: endomembrane system; cytoplasm. Bases 472 to 2595 code for a protein of 707 amino acids. Gene Ontology annotation, biological process: intracellular signal transduction; protein phosphorylation; endoplasmic reticulum to Golgi vesicle-mediated transport. The transcript is spliced from 2 exons. The record is from RefSeq and is a predicted model, not a curated record.
GGUUUGCUCACAUUUUUUUGGGUGUUUUAAAAGCGUGAAAAAAACGCCAAAAGACGCUGUACGGGCGCGUAUUUGUACAAGAAGUGCUGUGGAGCUGCAGUUAAAGGCGUUCUAAAUCAAAAUAAAUAAUAAGGUGCACUAAAUGAAUUGUAUACAGCCUGAAAACUGCAACGAAAAGUAGGCGCUGAGUGUUAUUGAACAACGAUUUGUGAAGAGGAAGAGAAAGGUGGUGGUGGUGGUGGCGGAGUGUGCCUGUGUAUGAGUGUUGGUGUUGUGUGGGUAGAGGCGUUGUGGAGCGGAAGGCUGGAACUAAAGUCUCAACGGAUACGAAGAAAAACAAAUACAGAGGACUACAAAAAGAGAGACGAAUACAAUUUCUAGCAGAGAAGUGACGAGCCAAAAAUUAAACAUUAUAUAGUUGUAACAGCGCACGUUUAAGCUGUAGUUGCUUUAGUCAACGACCGCGCCCUAAUGUCAAAUAGUCAAGUAAAAGCCGGCAGCAGUGGUAGCGCGGAUGAACCGAACGCAACUAAUCUGGCGGCUACAGGCACGGGCAUCGCCACCAAUUCCAAUCUGACUGCGACGGGAACCACAGCAUCACCGCAAGCUCAGCCUGUUGUCUCAGCCACCGCCCACGCCCAUUCUCAGGCGCACGCCCAGCCACCAAUAACAGCAACAACAACAAGCGGGAUUGGGCCAACGCCACAUAUAGUGGCAGCCUCAGCGUCUGCGGGGGGUGUAGGAGGCGGCGGUGUCAAUGAAGGCGUCAGUUUGGGCGUUGAUUCGUCGCCCCGUGAGUCUGGCGAUGAUUCCGAAGACGAAAGUGAAAUACUGGAAGAGUCGCCAUGUGGGCGCUGGUUAAAGCGACGGGAGGAGGUCGAUCAACGCGAUGUGCCCGGCAUUGACUGUGUGCAUCUGGCAAUGGACACCGAGGAGGGUGUGGAGGUCGUUUGGAACGAGGUGCAAUAUGCCAAUCUGCAGGAGCUCAAGUCACAGGAAGACAAAAUGCGACAGGUAUUUGACAACCUGCUGCAGCUGGAUCAUCAGAAUAUAGUCAAGUUCCAUCGCUACUGGACGGAUAUACAACAAGCAGAACGGCCGCGUGUCAUCUUUAUCACAGAGUACAUGUCGUCCGGCUCGCUAAAACAGUUCCUCAAGCGCACCAAGCGUAAUGCCAAGCGAUUGCCAUUGGAAUCUUGGCGUCGCUGGUGCACACAGAUCUUGUCCGCGCUCAGUUAUUUGCAUUCCUGCACACCGCCCAUAAUACAUGGCAAUCUAACCUGUGAUAGCAUUUUCAUCCAGCACAAUGGUCUGGUUAAGAUCGGUUCGGUAGUCCCCGAUGCGGUGCAUUAUAGUGUGCGGCGUCAGCAUCUGGCCGAUAUGGUCAGCGGUUCUAGCGGUAGCGGCGAACGUGGAGCCCAUUAUUUCCGUGCACCUGAGUACGGAGCGGCGGAACAAUUAACAGCGGCUGUGGAUAUUUACGCCUUUGGAAUGUGCGCUCUGGAAAUGGCUGCCCUGGAGAUACAGCCCAGCAAUAGUGAAUCGACUGCCAUCAAUGAAGAGACCAUAUUGCGCACAAUUAACAGCCUAGAGAACGACCUGCAGCGUGAUUUGAUACUGAAGUGUCUGCAACAGCAUCCCCAAGGAAGACCAAGUGCCAGCGAUUUGCUAUUUCAUCCACUGCUUUUUGAGGUUCACUCAUUAAAGCUUCUCGCAGCACAUUGCCUCGUGUUUUCGCCAGCAAAUCGCACCAUGUUCUCGGAGACUGCUUUUGAUGGUCUGAUGCAGCGCUAUAAUUAUCCAGACGUAAUAAUGGCGGAACUGAAAAUGGCCGGCGGAUAUGAGCGUGAAUUUCGGCUCUCAGAUGUACCCGGCGCAGACAAGCUGGAGAAGUUUGUGGAGGAUGUGAAAUACGGCGUCUAUCCAUUAAUAACGUAUAGCGGUAAAAAGCCGCCACAUUUUCGGUCUCGUGCUGCCUCACCAGAGCGUGCCGAUUCGGUGAAAUCGGCCACGCCUGAGCCUGUGGACAUUGAGUCACGACGCAUUGUGAAUAUGAUGUGCAGUGUGAAGAAACUAAAGGAGGACAGCAAUGACAUCUUGAUGACAAUAUUACUCCGAAUGGAUGAUAAAAUGAAUCGUCAGCUGACUUGUCAAGUGAACGAGGAUGAUACUGCGGCGGACUUGACCAGCGAAUUGGUGCGUUUGGGUUUUGUGCAUCUUGAUGACCAGGAUAAAAUAAUGACUCUAUUGGAGGAGACGCUACGUGCUGGCGUGCUGACAGAUGCUGGUGGCAACACUGAAAGUACGGGCGCUGGCGUCACGACUACGGCCACAAUGGCCGCGCUGGAGCAACUGGAGCGCAACUGGUCUGUCUCUGAUGCUGAUAAGCCUAUGACGACAGCAACCUCGACGACGGCAACAGUGACAGCCACAGAGACAGCGACGAGCUUGUCCACCAACAGUUCGCCCACCACAGGUCUUAUGUAUGUGCCACAAACUCAGCAACAGCAGGGCAUACUCGAGCCCAUGGAUACAUACGAUGUGUUUGCAUCGGGAGGUAGCAGUGCGCCCGCCGCAUCCACAAACAGCAAUUGAAAGUAUUCAGCGAAUUAAUAAAAGUAGAUAUGGGAGCAUUGAAAGCUAACGCGAUGCGAAUGAGAUCGUUUUUGCGCCUGCGUGCAGGGCCGGCAUAAAUUGUUUUAAUUAAUGGGAAUUACAACACUACGAUUUUAUUACUAUACCAUGAUUUGUUUGUUAUUUUUAUAUAUAUGUAUGUAUUUAAAAUAAUAUUUAUGUAUGUAUAAUAUUUAUGUAACGAUGUUGUACAAGGCUUCCAGGCUAGAGAUUUCGAUGUAAACACACACUGCAUAAAAAAACCGAAAAACAACUACAAUUUACCUUUUGACAAGCAACAACAAAAACAGCAAUUGCUGAGCUAGUGCUGCUCCCAAACCGAAUGCAGACGAGCUUACAAAAUCCAAGCGCAUUCGCUUAGCGUAAAUUCAACAAAAAUUUUGAAUCCAAUUGAAAAUUUUUGAAGACUCGAAACAAUUCAAAUACAUACAUACCUACAUAUGUACGUAUUUAUGUAUGUUGUGUUGCAAAGCUGCAGUAGUAAUUACACAUACCAUCAAACACACGCAUAAACAUGCCACUCUAUUUAAAAAAUAGCGUUUAGGCGCCCACAAUGCAACAAAAAACUGUAUAAUUUUUACAAUAAGAAAAUGGAACAUAUGUAUAACUAUAUAAAAGUUUGAUGAGUAGUAAAAAAAAAAAACAAAAAGAACAACCCACAAAGGCA